GGGGGGGUCAUGUUGAACCAACCAAACCUAACCUAAAAUUUCUUGAAGCAGAAGCGCUGAGGCAGUGGCUGGGCAUAACAGACUUCACCAUAAAUGUGAUUGUGUAAAGUACGUGAGAAAUUUGACGUUCUGAUAAAAAUGCCGUAUGAAAUUUAUGGACUUGCCACCAGGUACUAUGGCAAAUCAUUAUGGGAAAUUUUAGGAAAUUUGAGGAACCAUGGGGUGGGUAGAAUUAUCUCUAAGAACGAAUAUAAACUAGAUUUCCCUGAACCUAGCUGGUACAGAAUUUUGAAAGUGGAAGCCCUAUCUCCAGAGGGUAGGAUUCAAGUUCUGCCGCCUGUUGUUGACAUGGGUGAAGUGCGUCGAGUUCGAGCUCUAGUAGAUGUUGUGAUUGGGGGAACAUAUCGUGGCCAAAAAUGGCUUAGCGAAGAGACAUAUAUACCGGACUAUAGUCUUAUUCCUAAAGAAGAAGAAGAGGUCUUCACUAAGGUUAAAAAAGGCGAGCUUCCUCCCAAAUUUGUAGACCCCAACAUAUAUCCAACGGCUACUUCUUUUCCGCCUCUUUUAAAGGAACUUGUCAUUCGAGAUAUGAAAGCCAAAGGCACAUACACUGGAGUAGAACCUUUGCUACCCCUCAAGUACCAGAAGCUAAGUGAAGGGAGAGAGAGACACAUUAAAGGCUUAUUGGCUGUUGACGGAAGCCAAUGGAUGGUGGAUCCAGUCAGAGUUGCACAAGAAGGUGAAACUCCCACAGUUGAUAUGAGUCCUGGACUAGGAAAAACAAUUAGCCCAAGAUUAUAUGCAAACAUUAAAAAAACUUAAAAGUGUUGGUAUUUUCUUUCUUUCAUGUGCUAAUUAUAAAUGUAAAAUUUCACUUUACGCCUGUCUUUCUAAGUUAAUAAGGCUUUACAAGACAUCUUACCAUUUUUUUCCAUUACUGGGGUAUAGUUUUCUUCAAGCAUGAGAACUGAUUAACCAUAACUAUACAUAUAAAUAGGAUGUUAUAGUGAUUUGUCUUUGCUAUGUGGAGGUGUCAUCUUAAACAAUGAACAUGUAAAAGAUGCGAUUCAUUAAAACAGCAACAAACUA
Molecule: messenger RNA, 1089 nt
Organism: Frankliniella occidentalis (western flower thrips)
Lineage: Eukaryota; Metazoa; Arthropoda; Insecta; Thysanoptera; Thripidae
Gene: mRpS34
Exons: 3
Coding region: 139-822 (227 amino acids)
Biological process (GO): mitochondrial translation
Cellular component (GO): mitochondrial small ribosomal subunit; mitochondrion
Molecular function (GO): structural constituent of ribosome
Source: RefSeq, a predicted model, not a curated record